Trifolium pratense (red clover) is the source of this 2161-nucleotide messenger RNA. RefSeq names its product cell division protein FtsZ homolog 2-2, chloroplastic-like. Gene Ontology annotation, biological process: chloroplast fission. NCBI's taxonomy places the organism in Eukaryota, Viridiplantae, Streptophyta, Magnoliopsida, Fabales, Fabaceae. The coding region runs from base 246 to 1703 and encodes 485 amino acids. Gene Ontology annotation, molecular function: GTPase activity; GTP binding. Gene Ontology annotation, cellular component: chloroplast; cytoplasm. The record is from RefSeq and is a predicted model, not a curated record. The transcript is spliced from 8 exons.
AUAAUUUAUAUUAUCAAUAAGAGAAAAAAAAUGGUCUUCCUUGCUCUAAACCCUUGUGUUUUGAGAACUGUCAUUUGUGUUUACCAAACAAAUGCUUCCCUCGACUUCUCUUCUUCAUCUUUCUCAGGUUUUGGAAGAAGAUUUUCUAGGCAAAUGGAAAGUUUGAAUCUUUUGGGUCCCUAAUUUUCCUCCAUAUAUUGACCUACAUAUCACAAUUUUGAAGUUUAGACUCAAUAUUAAUCGAAAUGGUGACAUGUUUGUCAACAAAUUUUGUACAUUCUAAUGCUAGAAAUUCAGAUGUGUUGAAUGUAGUUAGAGGAAGAACAUUAGCAGAGAGUUUCCCUAGGAGAGUUAAUUUGGUGAAGUUUUUUGACGGCAAGAAUGGAUUUUCGUGCGGUUUAAGAAAGUUAGGUUUAGUUCAAAUCAAGUGUUCAUCUAAUUCUCAUAAUGCGAGUUCAUAUAAUAGCAAAGAUCCUUUUCUACAUCUACAUCCCGAGGUUUCGUUGCUUCGAGGAGAGGCAAGUAGCACGGUGAAUAUUCCAAGAAAGGAUAGUUUUGGUGAGGAUUUAACUGAGAGCUUAGAAUCUAUAUCUAGUCAAUGUAAUUACAAUCAGGCAAAGAUCAAAGUUAUUGGUGUUGGAGGUGGUGGAUCAAAUGCUGUCAAUCGCAUGAUAGAGAGUUCGAUGCACGGAGUUGAGUUUUGGAUUGUUAAUACUGAUGUACAAGCCAUGAGAAUGUCGCCUGUGUUUCCUGAGAACCGUCUGCAAAUUGGUCUGGAACUUACUCGAGGUCUUGGAGCUGGUGGUAACCCUGAGACUGGAAUGAAUGCUGGUAAAGAAAGUAAAGAAUCAAUUGAAGAGGCUGUUUAUGGAGCUGAUAUGGUCUUUGUUACAGCUGGAAUGGGAGGUGGAACCGGCACAGGUGGUGCUCCAAUUAUUGCCGGUGUUGCAAAAUCAAUGGGUAUACUAACUGUUGGGAUUGUCACCACCCCUUUUUCAUUUGAAGGACGGAAGAGAGCCAUUCAAGCACAAGAAGGAAUUACAGCUUUAAGAGAUAAUGUCGAUACUCUAAUAGUUAUUCCAAAUGACAAGCUAUUAACUGCUGUUUCGCAAUCAACCCCUGUAACUGAAGCAUUCAAUCUUGCUGAUGAUAUUCUUAGACAGGGUGUUCGUGGCAUAUCUGAUAUUGUUACUAUACCAGGGUUGGUAAAUGUUGAUUUUGCUGAUGUUCGAUCUAUAAUGGCCAAUGCUGGUUCUUCACUGAUGGGUAUAGGAACGGCAACUGGGAAAACAAGGGCAAGAGACGCUGCAUUAAAUGCUAUCCAGUCACCUUUACUAGAUAUUGGUAUAGAGAGAGCUACUGGAAUUGUAUGGAACAUAACUGGUGGGACUGAUCUGACCUUGUUUGAGGUAAAUGCUGCUGCAGAGGUUAUUUAUGACCUUGUGGACCCUAGUGCUAAUUUGAUUUUUGGAGCAGUAAUAGAUCCAUCACUCACCGGUCAAGUAAGCAUAACAUUAAUUGCAACCGGCUUCAAGCGUCAAGAGGAAGAUGAAGAGAGGCCCCUACAGACCAGUCAGCUCACUCAAGGAGAUACAGUCAUCGGUUUCAAUCGUCGAUCUUCCACUUUCUCUGAUGAUGGUAGUUUGUUUGAGAUCCCUGAUUUCUUAAAGAAGAAAGGACGCUCACGCUAUCCGAGGGUUUAAUACUCUUCUUCCCAAUGCUCUGCAUUUCUUCAACAAUGCAUCAAUUUUUUUACUUUAGGGAUUAUAAAUAACAUUGGUCUAGGUGUUACAUUCCUAUUUUUAUCCUUUUACUCGAGUUCUUGUUCAUAUAGUUUCGGUUUGUUUAUUUAUUUAUUUUAUUUUUUUGGUUUUCACCACCAGUUUAAUCUGGUUCGGGGGUCAGUUCUGGCAUCAAGUGGUUCCAGCCCCCUCCCGAUCGCAGUUGCGGGGGAUCAAACUGCGGUCCUCCCUACCAAGUUCAGCGCCAAUCACCACUGAACCAACUAAGGAUUGGUAGUUUCGGUUUGUUUAUUUAGAUUUGUACUAGUUAUUUGAAAAAUUGCAGAUUUUAUGAUUUUCUUGGCAUGUUUGAAUAAGUUAAUUAGCUUGUAUUCUUGUAUAGGUAAAUAUUUCUUAAUGUUCAGAGAUUGUUAUUAUAA